UAAAACUUGUCGAGAAACGGUGAGAAUUGAAACAAAACUCAUUUUAUCGCAUAAUCGGGUUUCUGUAACUUUGACAGGCGAUAACUUUAUCGACUGGAACAAACGGAAUAGAAAUACUGGAAAAAUGCGAUAAAAUGGGUUUCUGUAUCUCUAAAAGUCGAUAACUUUUUCACAUUAAACUUCAAAAUAUAUCACUUUAUUAAAAGCGGCGAUAAGGAAGGAAAAACAACAUAAAACUUAAAAAUGAGCGAAGUCGCAAAGAGAUGUUCCCGGGUUACAAGGGCCCAAAAAGAAUGCUUGGUGCAAUUUAUGGAGGACCACAAAGAGUUUGCCAGGGGGCAAUUCAAUUGCCCAAACUCCCACCAAAGCGCAUUGAAUAUGUGGGAAAUAUUGGCGCUAAAUUUAAACGCUAUGGGACCCAUAACAAAAUCAAUUGACCAGUGGAAAAAGUGUUGGACUGACUUAAAGUCCGGGGUGCGGAAGCAAUGCAACUCCCGGAAAGCAUUUUUUAACAGAACGGGAGGUGGCAGCAUCGGGAACGCACCCCGAGAUUUAAACGAAUUUGAGGAAAAAAUACUCGCAAUAAUCUCAACACAUGCUGUGGAUGGAGAUGGGUUGACUCCCGAAUCCGGGGUAGCUUUAAACACCCCUAUCAUUGAAAUGGAAUCCGAUGAGUGUCCUGAAAGCCAACCAAAAAAGGAAUUCUCAUACAAGACACAAUAUCUCGGUGUGGCAGAUAAAUUAUUCAAAUUGAUGAAUUUGUUCUCGGUGUACCAUCACCCAUCCGCAAAGAAAUAAGAGCAUCACUUAAGGCACUUCUAUCAAAUGUGUGUGACCCAAGAAGAAAAGUUAAAUCAACCGAAUUCAAUGGAAGUUACUAAAGCUGAGGAAGCUGAAUUAAAAAACACUGAUAUACAAAAUACAAAUGUAAUCACGUGCAUCCUUCGGAGGACAAAAACUCAUUCGAUUUCCAUUUCGGACAAAAAGUCAACACAAUGCAUAGUGGAUAGAUAAUGAAAUUCUAAGAAUCUUACUAGUUUAAGAAUGUUAUCUAUCUCCUACUUGUAUGGAGAUAUAAAUAAUUUUAAAAAUGUAUCAUUAAAAAAUUUCGUUUGUUUUUUUACUUAAAUUUAAUUUCCUAAAUACAAGCCAAUAAUGACGGUGGUUUGCAUGUAACACUUAAACGAAUUUCGAGCUAAAUUCUUGUGUUACAUACAAACCACCUUUAUUUCAAAUAUUAUUGAAAUGGUGCUAAGUUUCAACUUA
Eupeodes corollae is the source of this 1266-nucleotide messenger RNA. RefSeq lists its product as uncharacterized. Lineage: Eukaryota; Metazoa; Arthropoda; Insecta; Diptera; Syrphidae. The transcript is spliced from 5 exons. The coding region runs from base 244 to 798 and encodes 184 amino acids. The record is from RefSeq and is a predicted model, not a curated record. Gene Ontology annotation, cellular component: nucleus.